Magnusiomyces paraingens is the source of this 3405-nucleotide messenger RNA. RefSeq lists its product as uncharacterized. The record is from RefSeq and is a predicted model, not a curated record. The coding region runs from base 1 to 3405 and encodes 1134 amino acids. Gene Ontology annotation, molecular function: phosphatase activity. Lineage: Eukaryota; Fungi; Ascomycota; Dipodascomycetes; Dipodascales; Dipodascaceae. The transcript is spliced from 2 exons. Gene Ontology annotation, biological process: dephosphorylation.
AUGGACUUUAUCAAAAUUGCAAAAGUCCCGGACGUUAUCUGUACUCGGCUGGGGAACAGCUCCAUCGGUACUCUUCAUCUCACUACCCACCACGUCAUCUUUCGCGAUAACGAAUCCAAACGAGAGCUUUGGAUCUGCUACCCGAUAAUCUCCCACGUUGAGCGCCGAUACUGCAACUCUCCAGCUCCAGCUCCAGUUCCAGAAUAUGCGCUUUCAUCAAUCUCAAAUAACAAUGCUGCAACGACAGAAAUAUCUUCAAAUCCAUAUGAAAACAGCAAACAGCAACACGCGGGGCCUACAACAACAACAACAACAAUCGUAAAAAUCCCAAAAAUCACCCAUCAUACUCCAAAUACCCUUCGCAUUCGAUGUAAAGACUUUACAUACAUUGCAUUUUCCUUUACCACCGACGCGGCCGCAAAAGAUACCUUUGACAGUCUGCUCCGUCUCACUUGUGUUUCGGAUGUGUCACGCCUUUACGCAUUUAUCUACAAACCUGUUUCUCACGAGCGCUCAUUUAAUGGAUGGACUCUUUACAAUCCUCUUCAAGAGUUCCGCCGCAUGGGUGCUCUCCCCCCAGCCAAUGCCCCCCAUCAAUCGAAUGGCGAUUCCCUUGUGGCCCAGAGCAACUGGCGCUUGACCAAUAUUAAUGCUGACUACAAAUUGUCACCAACAUACCCCGCUGUUCUUGUUAUUCCAGCAUGCAUUUCGGAUUCUGUCUUGUCAUACGGCGCCAAGUUUCGAUCUAAAGCGCGUGUCCCAGCUCUCACUUACUAUCAUGCAUUUAACGGGUGCACCAUCACGCGGUGCUCUCAACCCAUGGUGGGCUUCAAACAGAGCCGAUCAGCUCAAGAUGAAAAGAUUGCAGCAGCGAUUUUUGCCUCUAACCAGCCAGUAAAUAGUCCUUUGCCAAAUGGCCAGAGAAAUAAAGAUUUUACAGCUAUCACUCCAGGAAACAAACAGGAUAACUUGAUUGUAGAUGCCAGACCAACUGCCAACGCCAUGGCACAAACAGCUUUGGGGGCUGGGUCAGAGAAUAUGGAAAACUACAAGGGAGCACGAAAGGUAUAUCUUGGCAUUGAUAAUAUCCACGUCAUGCGUGAUUCACUCAACCGGAUGGUUGAAGCGCUCAAGGAAGGUGAUUUGAGUUCGCGGCCGCCAUCCAAAGAAGCUCUUUACAAGUCUAAUUGGCUGCGAUACAUUUCUACCAUUAUGGAUGGUGCGGUAACUGUUGCGCAGCAGGUUCAUGUUGCCUUUUCGCAUGUUAUAAUUCACUGUUCUGACGGCUGGGAUCGGACGGCACAGUUAGCAGGACUUGCAGAGAUUAUGCUUGAUCCAUAUUACCGGACUUUGGAUGGGUUUAUGGUUCUUGUGGAAAAGGAAUGGUUGUCUUUUGGACAUCGGUUUGCAGAGCGAUCUGGCCAUCUCAACUCAGAGCGCAAUUUUGUGGAGACGCAGGUGGGGUCACGGGGGUCAAGUGACUAUUAUGGGAAUGUUAGUGGUGGGGCCAAUGGAAUCAAUGGAAAUAGCAAUGGAGGCAGUAAUGGGUACGCACAAGCACAUCAAGUUUUGCGGGAAGUGGGGAGUAAGUUUGUCAAGUCGACCAUGAGUCUUGGUAGUGGUGGAGUUGGUGGUGGCGGCAACAGCAUGAAGUACACGUCUCCAGUAUUUCAUCAGUUUUUGGACGCGGUUUAUCAAAUGGUUGUACAGUUCCCUGAACGGUUUGAGUUUGGGGAGCGGUUCCUGCGGCGGCUACUGUAUCACACAUACAGCUGUCAGUACGGGACGUUUUUGUAUAACAAUGAAGCAGAGCGCAAGGCAGCAGGAGUUGAGCAGAAAACACGGUCUGUAUGGGACUACUUUUUGGCGCGGAGGCAUGAGUUUGUGAGCAAAGGCACUGGGUAUGAUCGUACUAGAGAGUUUGCGUAUGAUGCAGAUAAGAUGGUUCUUGUGCCAAAUACUCGUGGACUCAAAUACUGGGCUGAAUUGUUUGGUCGCACAUCUGAAGAGAUGAAUUCACGGCCGCGAGAAAAGGAGGGGUUGAUAGAACAGACAUCAACUACAAUUGAUGGACAGCAACAGGAUAAUAAAGCCGCGGGUCUUUUAUCAUCUACGUCAUUUCCCUCGUCAUCGUCAUUAUCAUUAUCAUUAACAUCGUCAUCGCCAUCGUCAUCAUCACCAUCACCAUUACCAUCAUCAUUAUCAUCACCUGCAACUGUUGCAGCUUCUGCAAUUGCAUCUAUUUUCAACAACAUCACGUCUUCGUCGUCCUCCGAAUUUCCAGGUGCAGGAACAGGCACAUCUUCUCCGCUGUCACAGUCUUCUAGUUCGAUUGAAAAGGAUGAGAAGCUGCAGCAUAAUCCAAAGCAAGUUGGAGAGUUGCCUGCAUCAUCGUUAUCAUUAUCGUCGUCGUUGUCGUCGUCAUCGUCGUCGUCCACUGCUCCUUCUUUAACUUCUGCUGCGUCAUCUUCUUACUACUCUGUAAGCGCAGGGGGUCUUGUGUCAUUGAGUACGACAGCCGCAGCAACAGAGAAUGACGAUGGUAGUAUUCCUACUACAACAACCACGGCAACCACAGCUUCAGCCUCAGCUUCAGCCUCAGCCUUUGAGGCUAAUGUUGAUCCAUUAGGAAACGAGCCUGUUGCUGAUAUUGAAACUACAAGUGGUGGGUCAGGAGGGUCAUUGAUGGGGACAUCUGCCAGUUCAUUGACACCCACCCGUUUACAGUUUGCAUCUGUAAGGGUAUCACAACGAUUAUCUCGUGGAGCCUCGUCAUCUUCACGGACCCCAAGUCACCAUACUGAGCCUUUACAUUUCCCUGCAACCUCGUUUUCACGGCCGCAUACCCCUGUUAGACAUGGCAACGAGGGCGUGCGACGACGGAGCGGGAGCAGUGGUCGAACGCCUGGACUUGUGGAAACAGAAGAUGAAACAAACGGAAGUAGCAAUGAAGUUGGUGUAAGCACUAGUACUAGUACUAGUUCUAGUUCUAGUUCUAGUUCUAGUACUAGACACAGUGUUAAGGUUGGAGCUACAUUAGAGCCACUUGAAAGAGUAGGCAACAGAUCUGAGACUUUGAGGGAAGUUGGUUCUGCGUCAGGGGGUGAGGAUGGUGAAAUUAGUAAAGAAGUUGACCAUACUAGUUUUACCAGUGACACAAAUUUGACGGCAGAGACUAGAUUUGGUAAGAAUGGUAAGAAUGGUAAGAAUGGUAAGAAUGGUAAGAGGGAUGCAGACCCCCUGAAAAACGUAAAGACUCCUGAAAAGGUCGAUGAAGAAAGACUUGAUCCCAAGGUAUUUACUGAGUUUGGAGCCAUGUCGAUGAUGGAUUAUGAUGAUACUGGGGAUACAUCUUCACAUAAAUCUGCGGCUGCUAAACUUCGGGGUAAGUUGGGAUUAUUUUAA